Messenger RNA from Naegleria lovaniensis, 3882 nucleotides. RefSeq lists its product as uncharacterized. Gene Ontology annotation, molecular function: protein binding. The coding region runs from base 1 to 3882 and encodes 1293 amino acids. The transcript is spliced from 2 exons. Lineage: Eukaryota; Heterolobosea; Eutetramitea; Acrasida; Naegleriidae. The record is from RefSeq and is a predicted model, not a curated record.
AUGCCGAAAAAGCCGAAAACAGUUUCACAACUUGUUGUGGACCAACAACUUUCCGAUAAAGAAAGAGAACGUGGAAAUGAACAAUAUAAACAACACCAAUUUGAUGAAGCCAUUCAAUCAUAUUCAAAUGCUAUUUUACUCGAUUCAAAAAAUGUUUUAAACCUCACCAAUCGGGCUCAAGUUUUUUACAAGACACAACAAUAUCGGAAUGCCAUCAAUGAUUCUGAAACUGCCCAGAAAUUAGAUCCCAAAUGGUGGAAAUCAUAUCAUAUCAAGGCUGCUUCAUUGGCUGCUCUGAAAGAAUAUGAUGAGGCCAAACGAUGUUGUGAGCAAGGCUUAUCAGCAUUGAAAAAUGUUUCAAGCAAUGAUCAUCAUGAUGAACCACAAGUAGUAUCCACUCGUUCUUCGUCCAAAUCUGAAGAAGGAAUUCAAAUGAUUUCUAAAUUGAAAAAUCAAAUUGAAUUGAUGAAAGAAAAAGGAGAAGAAAAAGCAUCCACGAGUAAGGCCAAAGAGAUGGAGCAGCUCAAAAAGGUGAUGGAUACAUAUACUCUUCCUCAACUCUUUCAAGCCAUCAAAAGGAAUGAUUUUGAUGAUGUUUUGAAAUGUAUUACAGAACUUGGUUAUUCUGUAAAUAUGGCUUUAAAUUUUGAAUUUGGAUUUGGUUCUUCCUCCACUCCAUUGCAUUAUUGUGUAUUGAAAGGAACUCCUGAAAUGCUUCGUUAUUUACUUGAGAAUGGUGCAGAUUGGAAAGCAAAGACUGCUCAACCAUUUGGGUUCACUGUUCUUCAUUUGUGUUGUUUCUUUAACAUCACAGAUAUGUGUCAAGCGAUAUUUCAAUAUAUUGACAAGUGUUAUGAAAAAGAGCCUGAGAAAACGUCACAAGCACUGAAAGAACUAUUUCUUUCAAAAAACAUCAUGACACCACCACCCACUCUGUCUGCAGCUAACAGAGAUUCAGUUGAAUGUUUGGAAAUCAUAUUCGACUCAAUUUUAGUCAAAAAGAACAUUCUUUCAAUGGAUACUUUACUUUCCAGCACUGUAUUAUGUGGAAGAAACAUUUUACACACCGCAGCUGACAGAGGCUCCUUGUCAGUGGUCAAAUAUCUGGCAAGGAAUUUCAAGAAUUAUUUGAAAGUCGAUGCGCAAGAUAAUGAUGGGAAAACUGCUAUUCAUUGCGCAUGUCAUGGAAACCAUACGAUUGUACAACAGGUCCAAGGCACCAAUACAAUAUCCAAGGCACCAUGUGAUCAUUCGGACCAACAUUGUGUUCAUGCUCAGAUUAUUGAAAUUCUCGUGAAAGAUUUAGGAGCAAACAUGUUCUUGGAAACGAACGAAAAAUUAACACCUCUUGCUCUCUCAGUUUACUAUGGACAUUAUCAAUGUACUCAAACAUUGAUCGAUCUUGGAUCCCUAUCCAAGAAAAAUCAGAAAAUUCAUGAAAAACUGAACUCAUUAACGGACAUGGCUUGCUCUGGGGGAUAUGACGAUUGUUUAAGAGUGUUGUUGGCAAAUAAUGUUAAACCUGUUCCUGAAAGCAUCAAUUUAGCAAUUGCUUCAGGUUAUAUUCAAUGUGUGAAGCUACUAUUAGAGUGCAGUGAUUUCGACAUUAACCAAACAGCUGCCAUUCAAUCCCACCGAGUCACUCCUCUGUUGACAGCAUGUCUGUCUGGACAAGCAGAGAUUGUCCAGCUUUUACUCAAUCAUCCCAAACAAAAAAUUGAUGUCAAUAGAGCACUACCUAAAUUUCCUCUUCCACUACAUUUAGCUUGUAUGAAAGGUCAUGCAAAUGUAGUUGAAGUUUUACUUUCUAAUGGAGCCGAUCCUACAUUAUUGGACUAUAAGGGAGACAGUGUUUUUGUGAGUGCUGCUUCCAGUGGAGACGCACGAAUUAUUCAUUUAUUAUUUGACCAUUUGGAUAAGAAAUGUAAAACCAGUGAAGAAAAACAGAAACAAAGAAUCAUUGGACUUCUCUUAAACAUCAAGACCCAACUAUUCGCUGCCACAUGGUUUGAUAUUGCCAGAAAUAAUGACCAUGUGGAAAUAUUGAAGGCAUUACAACAACGAUGCAAAUCGUAUGGUAUUGACUUUGAUUUACCAGAAAAAAAGGAAAAAAAGGUGCAAAAAGCAACAGAAACGAAAAGAAGUGCCAAGACAGUAGAAAAGAAAGUGAAAAAACAGCCAUUAGAGAAAUCAUCUUCAACGGUGAAAUCUAAGAUUGUCGGAGUUACCAAUGAUAAUAAUAGGGAAGCCGUUUCACAAAUGUGGCAAGGUCUUCCAGAAGAAACUUUUAUUCAAGAGAUGAGAAAUAUUACUGCCACUGUCAGAGAGAAAUUGUUGAAAAAUCUUUCAAUUGAAGCCCAAUGCAAAACAAUGGUCGAUAUUAGCACCUAUCCAUCUCAAACUAUUCGAUUACUUCGAAACGAUAUUGAAGAAGAUUGGAUUGGAUUUUUACAAUAUCAAAAUAUUUCAGAAGAGAACUUGUCAUUCGUUGCCUUAUUUCUAUCAAAUAUUUCUAAUCAAUUUGAUGAUGACAAAAAAAAGAAAUAUGCCUCAUCAAAAGGACUUGAAGCAGCUCUUGAUAGAAUGUUAUUUAGGCAUAAUAGGAAUUAUCUAAUACUGGAUAGCACAGUUGGAUUGCUCCAAAAUUUAUUUGACGAAGAUUUUUGGACUCGUGUGAUGACAUUUCAAUCAUAUAGCUUUGGAAGUAUUGUGAAUACAACGUUGUCAUGCUUAUUACGCCAACAUCGUCAAUCAACGUUGACAGGAUGCACUCUCUUGUUAAAUUUCUAUCGUGCAUUUGAAAAAGAGCAUGAAGACAAUAUAUUUGUGACAACAAAAUUAUGCAAUGUUGGAGGUUUAGAGUCGAUUAUGGAACUGAUCAAAACAGAUCUGUCAAAAACUCAACAAUUUGACUCUACAAUUAUUUGCAAUGCGUUGGAAAUUAUGUCAAUUGUGGCAUGGAAUCGUCCUAAGGAUGUUCUUAAAAGCGAUGGAAUACGUAUUGCGUUAAAUUUCUUGCCAAGUCCUUCUCAGGAUGUAAAAGGACUGGCUUUGAAUGUGAUCUAUGCCGUGAUUCAAGGUUUAGAAAUUUCUGAUCGAAAAUCUACUGAAGACAAGCAUCAAAUUAUUUUAACAAUGAUUGCUAUUUUGAGAAGUUACAAGAAUGAACAAUGCUCCAAUUGUAAUAUGGCCGUCAGAAUUCUAGAGCUAUUUCUCUAUUCCAAAGAGUUCAAGGUCAAGCUUUCCCAAAACGAGGUGGAAGAAAUUUUAACACUACUUGCUCAAUCUCUCCAACACUUUAUUCCUGAAAGUUGCAACUUGACCGAGUAUCAAACCAUCCUUUUGCAACACUCAAGCAUUUUACUUUCAACGCUUUGCAAUUCAGAGUCACUGGUCAACCUAGUGUUGCAACACACCACACAGGGACUUGUCUAUUUCUUGAGAAUGGUUAUGGCCAGUCCAGUACAAGCUCAGGCUAAUCUUAUUAACGCCAUUUCAGUGUUUUUCAAAUAUUCUGAAAUGUGUCUAGAAGCCAAGAUUGUUUCCUCACUAGAAUAUUUGAAAUUUUUCGACUUUAUUUUGAAGGAGGCACAAGGUUCGAAUCCAUUCCUUAUUCGUAAUUGUGCAUGUGCUGUUGCUAUCAUUUCAAGAAGAAUGGGUCUAUUAGGAAAUGAUCGAACUGUGAAAUCAGAUGAUAACGAACCAAUUUUUGUUGAUAUUAAUGGUCCUCAGCAGACACCAAAAGUAAUCACUGACAGAUGUCAAUAUUGUGCCACUUAUGGAGCGAAAUCGAGAUGUGGUGGAUGUCGUAAAGUCUGUUAUUGCUCCAUGGAAUGUCAACGUGCAGAUUGGUCAUUACACAAAAGUAGUUGUCACAAAUAA